Cajanus cajan (pigeon pea) is the source of this 1375-nucleotide messenger RNA. It is a transcript of the gene SAMC1, whose product is annotated as S-adenosylmethionine carrier 1. The record is from RefSeq and is a predicted model, not a curated record. Gene Ontology annotation, biological process: transmembrane transport. NCBI's taxonomy places the organism in Eukaryota, Viridiplantae, Streptophyta, Magnoliopsida, Fabales, Fabaceae.
UGUUGUUUCUGCAGACUCAUACUUUUAUCCGUUGCUCUCAUUUCUUCACUUCUCUUGUAUUAGCUAUAUCAAUCACUCUUCUCUUCUGCGUGGUUGAGUCAUUGGACCUUGAUGGGUCCCUUUACACUGUCCGUUAUGGUUAAGGACUCAGCCAUUUCAUUACCAGAUGCUUGUACAAAGAGAAAACAGAAUUUAGUUAUGAGAAACUCUUUUGCAUCAGUUAGCAUGGAGAAAAAACCAUUUGACUUCUUACGCACUUUAUUCGAGGGUGUUAUUGCUGGAGGUACUGCUGGAGUUGUUGUUGAAACAGCUUUAUACCCAAUCGACACAAUAAAAACACGUCUGCAGGCUGCUCGUGGAGGAGAAAAACUAUUAUUGAAAGGCCUUUACUCUGGAUUGGCAGGGAACCUUGCUGGUGUCUUACCGGCGUCUGCUUUAUUUGUUGGAGUUUAUGAACCUAUAAAGCAGAAAUUGCUAAGGAUAUUUCCUGAAAACCUGAGUGCUUUAACUCAUUUGACUGCAGGUGCCAUUGGGGGCAUUGCUGCUUCACUGAUUCGUGUUCCAACAGAGGUUAUCAAGCAACGAAUGCAAACUGGGCAGUUCACUUCUGCUUCUGGGGCUGUUCGCUUUAUUGCUUCUAAGGAAGGCUUUAAAGGAUUUUAUGCUGGGUAUGGAUCUUUUUUGUUGCGGGAUUUGCCCUUUGAUGCUAUUCAGUUUUGCAUCUACGAGCAGAUUCGAAUAGGUUAUAUGCUUGCGGCACGAAGAAAUCUGAAUGAUCCAGAAAAUGCAAUUAUUGGCGCUUUUGCAGGUGCACUAACUGGAGCUAUAACUAACCCCCUUGAUGUCAUCAAGACAAGGUUAAUGGUUCAAGGAUCUGCAAACCAAUAUAAGGGAAUCGCAGACUGUGUUCAAACCAUUAUUAAGGAAGAAGGACCUCGUGCCUUUUUGAAGGGUAUUGGUCCCAGAGUACUAUGGAUAGGCAUAGGUGGUUCAAUAUUCUUUGGUGUCCUUGAGAGUACAAAACGUUUUCUUGCUGAGAGGCGUCCUACACUAGCUCAGCACACACACUCAGAGAAAAGGAAAGAUUAAUUGUUCUAGUUCUAGUCCUAGCCUUUUUUGCAAUUGUAUUUCUUACUAUUUUUUUCUUUUCAAUUCUCCACUCAGUACCUUUUUCCGGGUGCAAUAUUUUCUUAAAUACAGUAUACUCUUUCAAUUUUAAGCGUUGAGAGCAAAAUUGUAUCUGAUUAUUUCCCUUCGUGCUUAUCUUUGGGCUAUAACAUUGUUCAGUGUUGGCCAACUGCCGUAAAUUAUUGUGUUCAAUUUUGAGAAGCAUGACAUUAAUAUUAAUUGAGAUUAGGAUUUCUUGAUUCUUUAA